This is a messenger RNA of Arabidopsis thaliana (thale cress), 267 nucleotides long. RefSeq lists its product as uncharacterized. The transcript has a single exon. The coding region runs from base 1 to 267 and encodes 88 amino acids. NCBI's taxonomy places the organism in Eukaryota, Viridiplantae, Streptophyta, Magnoliopsida, Brassicales, Brassicaceae. The record is from RefSeq and is marked reviewed.
AUGUGUUUCCCCAACAAACCUGGACCUUUCCACAGUCAUGCCUUUAUGAUGUCAGACCUCAUAUCCCCUGUAACUUGUGAUUGGGACAGGGAGAAAAUAAGAGAAGCCUUACUUGACUUAGAGCAGGAGAUUCUGAGUUUAAAGCUGAGUACUAAUGGAGCCGAGGAUACUUAUAUUGAUCAAGACUCAAAUAAGAAAGGCCUAGUAUUGGAUAUGUACUACAAGAGAGUGGGCCGAACAUAUGAGAAGUCUAUGAAGAGCUUCUAG